ACCAGUGAACAUGAGCAUGAAAAGAGAUGCGGUUCAGAGGCCUGCCCAUUGGAGGAGGAGGAGGAGAAUGUGUUUUUUAUAGGCAGUGAAGCUGGCACACACACAGUGGUGUGGGGGAAAACACACUCUCUGAGCAGAACUAGCACUAAAGGGAUAAAGACGGAGGAGGAGAGUGCCCUUGAGGAGGCUUCAGCAUCAGCCGUUGAUUUCACACCGCCACUGACGACAUCCACAAUGCCAGAAAUGAUAGAAUGCGAGGGAGUGGGAGAGAAGGGAACUGGAGAUUCAGAAAGAGUGAAGACAACAGAGAAAGGAUAUUUAGAUGGAACCACAAAAUCACAGGAAACACAUGAAUCUCUGUGUUCUGAUGGAAAAUGGAGUGAAAGUAUUGCAACAGGAGUGCACUUAUGUUCUCUAAGCUUUCCAGAGAUUAAUAACUCACCUGCAAAGGAAGCUAAGGAGGUAGGAGCAGCAUCUGAGGUGAGAUGGAGCAGCGAAAUGCUACAAAACUCUGAAGAAAAUGAAGGGAAGGGAGGAGGUCUGACAGUUGAUUGCUCCUUGGGGAUGGACUCUCUCUCUGCAGCUGGCAAGAAAAAGACAGGCACAGUCAGUGUUGCGGACAUGACUGUGGUCGCUGCCUCUACACCAGAGUUUAACGACAGACGUGAUUGGAAGAGAAAGAGCUCUGAGUCACUGGAGAAAAGGGGAGAGGGAGGAACAGAGGAGGGGAGAGGGAAAGAAAGGGGUGGAGCAGAGACUUUAUACAGAGAGCAGGCACUGUCCUUGGCAGUGACUAAAUCUUAUUCUCUCCAUGACAACGGAGUGACACUGGUGGAACCACAGCAAAGGGAUGAACUCGUUACUUUGGUCACAGCAGACAUAGCUGACACAGCCUUACCUUUGUUGUCCAGCAGCAAAACAAUUGUCAGCGGCUUGAUCAACCCCUCCUCUCCUGUCUUCCUCUUAAACGCCACAGAAACAGAGAGCAAGGAAGCAUCAGAGAAAGAGGCUCAUCUGAAAGAGAGUUUUAAUGCACUGGGUGAAAACCAGCCAAACAGCGAUUUUUCACAUCUGCAAGCUGCUUCAGCAGAUGGUAAAGAUCUUGCUGUGCAGACCAGCUAUCAACAGGUACAGAAUACUUCAUGGAUUCAAACCGAAAUGAACAGCACCCAACAAAACAAAGCGGGGACAGGAAAAGACACAUGCCAUAAGACUGAAGACAAGCAUUUAUCAUCUACAUCUCAGCUGGACAUGAGGAGCAUCACUGGAAGUUUUAACAAAGUGGAUGGGGGAACUGGGGGCUCUCAAGAUGACAUGCCAUGCCAGGUGACUGGGUUUGCUUCUCUGCCACCACUAACGGUUCAUGAGAAUCUGUGGCACCCAGUAAGUGAGACAAGCUUUAGCUUUCAGGGGUUAUUUAGCAACAGAAAACCAGACCCACCCCAAAAUGCAGCUUAUCCCAUAUGUGAAAGCACCGGUGAGGCUGAGGUGACAGUGGAAAUCAUGACUAUGACUGAAAACCCUGAAAAGCAUAUUGAUGGAAAAAAGGAAAAUGAUUCAAAAGAUAAAAUUACUAAUAACAUUACAAUGAGUGUUGAAGAGUCACUGAAGAUUAUGAGCACUAAUGAUAUGGAGACCUCUGAGAACAAUGCAGUGAACAAAAAUCCUGAUCUGCUUACAACAAACAAAGAAGAGUUUCAAGAAAAGGAUGAAAUUGUACUAAUCACCCAGAGCACCCUGGAGCAUAAACCUUCAUUAGAGGAUACUAAUGAAAAAGGGGUUGAACUGCAGGAUACUAUUAUGGAAGAGGAUGGAAGUGAUAAGAUGGACCUCAUCAGUCUUUCUGACCUCAUUGUGUCUGAUGUAGAGAAAAAACCUGAGGUUGUGCUCACCACCAAAGAAGUGGAUAGAACGGAAGCCAAAUCAGUGGAAUAUGAUGUGAGCAUUCUGAGUGACAGUAUACAGCAGAAGUUAGAGUCGCAAACUUCAGGAAGUGUUUCUCAGGAACACUGCAUAAAAUCUGAAGAAAAACCCCUCUCCUGCACAGAUGUAGACGGCAUGCUGUCCAGUCAAUCUACUGACAGUACAGGCAUAUCCAAGAAGGACCUAAAAUCAAAUACUGAACUACCCAAUUUAAUUUCUAUUGGAUGUCCUCAAGCAAAAUGCGAAGAUCAUAUGAAUGUGCACCAAUAUCAGACCGAUUCCAGUCAUGACACUGGACCAGCUUCAGAAGUUGCCAUGGGCACUGUGAGUACAAAAGAUCCAAAGCUUCCUCCUGCUAUAAACGUAUCUAGUGCAGUGGAAGGGAGCAUACCCUCUGCCAGUGCCAGUAUUCAAAGUGAUACUAAAGUGCCCAUUGUGCUCAGGCCUCCUGGCCCUAUGAUGAGUCACUGGGAGGUCAUUAAUGACUGUAAUGUUUCUCUCCUGGGAGAGGAAAUGCAAUGCAGUCAGGAAGUUAAAGCAGAGAUGAGCAGUACGAUUGUAAAAACUGAUGCAUUAUUAAAAAGAGAAGCUGUGGAGACUACAGGAGAAAAAAUAGAAAAUAAUACCAGCCUUUCCUGUAUGACUGUGUUAAUCCCUGAUAUAACUGUCAUGGCUUCUUCCGUGCAGGAUACCAAGUUAGCAUCUAAAGAAGCGGAAGGUAAUAAUUUGUCUUCAGGUAGCCUACAUGAUGAUGAAAAUACAAAUAAGAGGAUAGAUUUUGUGUUACUUGAGAACUCUAAAGAUGGAAAAUAUGAAAUGGAUGUUGAACAUGGGGCACCUGAGAAACCGUUAUGUAUUGUUCGGGAAGAGGAAACCCUAUCUGCUGCUGAAUGCUCCAAAGUAGAAAACAUGCUGUCAAGAAGGUCUAGUACAGAUAUAUCUCAACAGUACAGUACAGAUAUAUCUCAACAGGACCAGAUAUCAAAUACUAUGAUCUUGGAGGAAUCUUCUCAAGCAAAACCUGUAGAGAACACGAGUGAGCUGCAAUUUCAAACAGAUUUAGGUCAUGACAGUGGAGCAGUCACAGAAGUUGCCAUGAGUGUUGUGUCUACAAAAGACCUUAUGCCUCCUGAAAUAGAUGUAUCUGGCAUGGGGGAAGGGGGAGUUUCAUCUUCCAACAUUCAAAGUGAUCCUAAAGUACCUAUUGUGCUCAAGCAUCCUGGACCUAUGAUGAGUCACUGGGAGGUCAUUAAUGACUGUAAUGUUUCUUUCUCAGAAGAGGAAGCACAAUGCAACUAUAAUAAAAUCAGCACUCUGAACAAUGGAAGUGUUGGUGCAGCAGAUAUGAGAAAUAAGAUUGUGAAAACUGAUAUUGUAGAAAAAUCUGAUGCGCAUUGUGUAUCUGUGGAGACAAAGAGAGAGAAAAACAAAAAUGAUAACAGUUCUUGCUGUCUGAAUGUGUUAAUCCCAGAUAUACUAACGGAUGCUGCUUCUUCCAAGCAGGAUAUCAAGUUAGCUUCUAAAGAAGAAGUGGAAGGUCCUAAUUUAGCACCAGAUAGCUUACAAAGUGAUGAAAAUGCAAAUAAGAUCCAAUCAAGCCAGUCUACAAACAAUACAGGCAUAUUACAACAGAACCAGAAAUCAAAUACUGUGAUCUUGGAGGAAUGUUUCCAAGCAAAACCUGAAGAGAACAUGAGUAAGCUGCAAUCUCAAACAGAUAUAGAACAUGACAGUGGAGCAGUCUCAGAAGCCGCUAUGAGUAUUGUGUCUACAAAAGAUCUCGAACCUCCUGAUUUGGCAGUAUAUGGCAGGAGGGAAGGGAGAAUGUCAUCUUCCAAUAUUCAAAGUGAUCCUGUAGAAACACCCAAUGAGCGUUCUAAACCUGUGCAGACAAAGAGAGAAAAAAUUGAAAAUGAUAACAGCUGUAUGAAUGUGUUAAUCCCGGCUAUAACAACUGCCAUAGCGUCUUCUGUGCAGGAUACCAAGUUAGCAUAUAGAGAAGUGAAAGGUACUAAUUUGGCACCUGGCAGCCUACAUAGUGAUAAAAAAGCAAAUAAGGGGAUUGAUUUUGUGGUACAAGAGGUCCCUGGAAAUGAAAAACCUGAAGUGGAUGUUCUAACAAGGGAACCAGGAAGACAAUUUAGUACUCAUCAUGAAUGGGAUCAAAUCACACAUACAAAAGAUAUAGCAGACACUAGUACUAUAAGACAAGCAACUGAGCAAAAUACAGAUACUCUAAUACUCAUUCCACUACACUGUGAUGAAAGCAAAUUAUAUGAAUGUGAUGCUAUUUCUAAGCCAAAUGCAUCAACAGCAGAUAAAGUUUAUCCUUCAUUUGGCUAUGUCAGCUCUGAAUCAGAGGACAGAAUGGCUGAUAUUCAGUCCUCACCAUCUGCCUAUGCAGACCGGAAUUGCUUUGUUGAGAUAGACACCUCUAUGGCCAAGGAAUGCUGUGCGAUUGAACUUUCCACUGUGAUACCACAACACUCAAGCCCCAAACCUGCUGCCUCUGAAAUCAACCCUGUCCUAAAUCAGGUGCUAAUAGAGGAUACAGGUAGCUUUAAUAAAGAUGAUACUGUUAGAACAAAUAAAACAUAUCAAGAAAAUACUGAAGAAGAAAAUCAGGUGAUUAAGGUGGAACAACUUGAAGAACCAGAGUGUGCAAAUGAUGCUAGCCUAUUCAAAGAACAAACUACUACAGAUGAACUUAAUGUCUCCGAAAAUGAAAUGAAGUGUGAGCAAUCAAUCAACAACUUACAGACAUUGGAGGAUGGACUGUCUGGAAACCUUAAAGAAGAGAGAAACAAAAACAAGCAAACAAACCCUUCAGAUGAACUACAAGAGAGCAAUCAAAAUUUGGAGAAAGAUGUAGAAAAAGUACAAACCAACGUGGAACAAAGGGAGAUAACUGUGGAUCACAGAGAGACAACAGAAGAAAAAAUUACAGAAACAGUGGAAAUGAGAGGUUUGGAGAGGUAUGAUGAUGUUUCACUAAAAGAACCCAAAUUUAGCUGUCCUAGUUAUGAAGCGCAGGCCAAUGGGAUUUUCGAAAGUAGAGCUGAAUCUGAGAACUCCUGUAGUAGUUUUGGGAAAUUGGAAAAUGUCAAGCUGCUGAUGGAUCAUGACAGUAUCAUUACUGAUGAUGAUGCAUGUCUUGAUGGUAAGCAAAAGCAAAGUGAACCCAGUAUCAGACCAACAGGCUUUGGAGAUGUAUCUUCUAUAAUUAAAGACAUUAAUGAAAAUAGUACAAAAGAUAGUAACCAAGAAGAACAGACAGACAAUCAAGCGAAUAAAUUCCUGCGCAUUUCAGCAGCAGCCUUUGACAAUACAGAGCUCAACACUGAGCUGAAAGAAUUGCCAGUGUCUGUCAUUGAAGCGUCACAAGAAAGUGACGGCAAACCUCACUUGGGCAAUACAAGUGAAUCACAGGUCAGUGUGGAUAAACCUGGACGUCUGGAGGAAGUCGUACCUGACCUCUGUAAAGCUGUAGAACUUGCCAGCAAUUUACCCAAACCAUGUGAGAAUUCUAGCACCUCACACCAUGAACCCAAAACAGUGGAUCAGUGUUUCAGUGCUAUCACCUUUGGCAAGAACAAGUGUACUGAGGUGUGUACUAGUGUUCAGACUGAGGCGAUGCUGCCAUCUGUUUACAGAGCUCCUGUUGAGAACGUGGAGCAUGAGAGCGUUAUUGAUGUCUCUCAAGACAUGGACAAUGAAGAACUGAUAAAUAAAGCUCAAAUUCACAAUAUAGAACUCCACUGUUCACCCCUUCAGACUAAAAUCUUGGCUUUGGAGGUGGAGCAACAUAAUGAGGCAUCUCUGGAUCCCAAAUGUUCACAAAACAAAGAGUGGCAUGAUGCACUUGAUCCUGAAGCACAGCAUACUGAGUCACAAGGCUUCACAACAAGUGCAGGAACUGAAGAGGAGGCCAAAAAUAAGAAGACAGCAACAGCUAUUUCAGGAGAGGUCAAGCAGAUGGAGCACAGGAAGGAACAGAUAAGUGAAUGCAAAGAAGAGGGAAGAGAGAAUGAGACAGCAGAAGGCAGGAAACUCACACAGAAGUCUGUAAGGCCUGAGACUAGUGCCGUAGAGUGUGAUCUUAAAGACAUAAGGGAAGGAAAUGAGAGAAAAUUCAAAACAGUGAGUGGUGGUACUGAUCUCAUAAAAUCAAGUGUAAGUGAUGGAUUCCAGACUGAACAGGAAAAAGAGUUGUCAUCAAGUCCCAAACUCACUGCUGUUGCCACGGUGUCAACCUCACAGGACCCUUCCCAGACAUUACUCAAUGCUAAUGCAGACUCUGGUCAUGAGGCUGCCAAUUCCUUUAUUCAGACUAUGCGUGAAAAUGCUUCAGAAGAAUUGAAAAUGGAACAUGGCUCAAAGGUUGGAGACGUGGACUUCACUUUAUUCAGCAAAGUAGUUCAGAAGGAAACAGCUGAUGGCAAUGAAUACACUCAACAAGUAUCAACAGAUGAAAAUAGGUCAGUUCCUAUGAAGACUAGUGCUUUAUUGGAGGAGGAUGUUUCAGAGAGCCCAGGUGCAGCUGUUAGUCCUGUAAUAGAAUUGAAUCAAAAAACAGCCAACACAGAAGAAUCAUAUGAGCGUUCAGACUGGCUCAGAGCACUGAAAGAGGCGGCCUCUAUAUCUCAGGCUCAACAGAAAUAUAAGCUUGAGACGCCUUGUGGAUCUGCAGAUAACAGACCUUUUGAGACUCUUGACAAACCUCAGGCUGAACUAGAGUCUCAUUCCCCUACUAUAGACAGUGACUCUGUAGUAAAGGAGCAGCCAGAGGAACCACCUGACAGCAGGCCAUUGCUGUCAGAAUCAGCUGAUGGGAGUGAGUCUGUCUUUUCCUUCCCCCCACCCCCAGAGGAGGACACAUUACUGCCAGCUCUCCCUGCUCACCUGUUCUGUGAUAGCUCUGAAUUCCCCACCCCGCCACCCACACCCCCAGAGAGCGCUCUUCUAGAGCUCGAACCUGAGACUGCACCCGCUAUUUCUCCCUCUGACCCGGAUCAGGUCCCAAACGCUGCAGAAGUUCUUCCUCAGCUUCAGCACGACCAGGACACAAGUCCUCCAGCCAGGAGCUCAGACUCUGAUGGCACGUUUGAGACUCCUGAAUCCACCACCCCAGUGAAGACCGCAGCCCCUCCACUUCCCUCAGACAAGCAGCCGGAGCCUAUCACAGUCACACAGCCCCUGAUCCCCACAGACACAGACUCCUGUCCUCUGCCUGCCUCUACAGUAGAUGACUGCGCUAGUGAGGUGCUAGAUACUCCUUCUUUCCAUCCUCCCAGUCGCUCUGCUUCCACUGUCUUUGAUGAAGACAAGCCCAUUGCAAGCAGUGGCACCUACAAUAUCGAACACAUCCUUACCACUGAGUCCAUCUCAGCACCAGCAUUUGAUUCGGGCUCAUCAGGGCUAGAGAGUCGUACACCCCUAACCCGCUCACUCAGCUUCCAGUCUGGGGAUUUAGACAGCUCUAGUCCUGGAGAAAGACCUGCAGAGGGAGCCUCUAACAGAUCCACUCAUCCUCGUUCGGAAUCUUUCAGUGUAGGCACAGAGAGCGCCCCUGGGACUCUACGACGGGUCAAAAAGCCUCGACCAGGCUCUUUGAAGAAAAAACCUCUUUCCAGGCAGAACUCAAACCCUGAGAGUGCCACUUCCAGAACUGUCUCAUCCAGCAGUACCCCAGAGGUGAAGAAGAAAGGGAAGCCUCUUGCAGAUGGUCCUCUACAAACACAAGAGGAGAAAGAGUGUCCCUCGGCUUCUCCCAGCUCAAGCCCUGCUGGCACCCUCAGGCGGACCAGAAUCAAGUCUCGAGUAGAGAGUCCUCCACCUGUUGUGGAGGAGAGUAGCCUUGCUCAAGGACCAGUGGCUGCAAAAGCACAGGAAGAGAUUUUGUCAGUUCCUGAAGAGGUCUCCCCCACCCCUCCCAGUGCCACUUACAAAUGGGACCCAGAUAACUUUGAAAACAUUGAUCCCUUUUGCACAGGCGGCAGUAAGCUUGCCAACUCUCCUGUCUUGGGUAGGAAACCUGAUUUUAUCCCUGCCCCUGACCCCACCCCUAUUCCUACAGAGGAGCCCCCUGCUGCUCCUGUACCUCCCUCAGAGAAAACCUUCAGCAUUGAGGAGCAGCCAAUCACCAAGCGGCAGUCAGUCAGACUGGAGUUUGAUUACUCAGAGGAGAGUGGAGAUACACUACAGGACAUUCCUCCGCCUCCCAAAAAACUGGGCAAGAAGCAAGGGGGCAAGAUGCCUCUUAGAAAACCAAAGCUGGGGAUUAAGAAGGCCCCCCCACAACCUGAGCAGUUAGACAACACACCUGCUGCGGUCCAUUUAAAUGACAAUGAUGACAUUCCUAAGUCAUCCUACAACAUUGAUCCUAGCAAAUGGGAUGAUCAUAAUUUUAACCCUUUCUCUGCAGGGAAAGGCAUCCCUAACUCCCCUCCCAAGUCCAGGGCAAGCUACAACUUUGAUCCUAACUCGUUUGAUGACUCCAUUGACCCUUUCAAGCCAUCCACCCAGAUGGGAAAUUCACCUCCAAAAGUGGCAUCUUUAGAAGUGUCCAGCAAUGACAAUGAAAAUGACAAUGACAAUGUUGAUGAGCUGGAGGAUCGAAAUCAGAAUAAGCCAGCCAAAAACAAGAAAAAGCCCCUCAAAUCUAACACAUUUAGAGUGAAGAAGUCACCAAAGAGGUCACCUCUAUCUGAACAGGUUGCACAGGACUCCUCUGGUGAUGCCAUGCCUGAUCACCUUCAGGACCAUGCCACAGAUGAAGAGAAAUUGGCCUCCUCUACCAAUCAGAAAUGGGCAGCUCGGCAUGACUUGCAAGUGGAGUUGACGUCUGACGUCCAGGACUUUCCUCAGCCUUCUGACCUCACUGCCUUCGUCAAUGAGAGCAGCUUACCAGCACAGAGCCAUGACUAUGAGAUUGAAUACAUGGAGAAGAUUGGAACUUCCACUCCACCUUUGUCAGUGAAAAAGCCGUCCCUCUACCUAAAUCUGGAUUCAGUGACAGAUAGUACAAACCAGGGAUCCAGUAUACACCACUCAGGACCCAACUCCCCCUGUACUGGGAGUUUUGAGGAAAUGGAAGCUAAGAUCUCAGUGGAGGGAAAAUCACCUGUGCUGUCGUCUUGUGGAGCCCCAGAGUCUCUAAUACUGGAGAAGAGCAAAAAGAGGGAAGUCCAUUCCCAGAGCUGGACACAAAGCAGUGAGAGAGAUGGAAUGUCCCCCUCUCAAGGCCCUGGGGAGCCCGCAGAUCUAUCCCUCUUAGACAGGCUGAGUGAGUCAGCCACCCCUCUCAGCUACCUGGAGCCUGACCUGGCAGAGACCAACCCCACUGCCUUCGCCCACAAACUGCAGGAAGAGCUAGUCCUUGCAGCUCUGAGGAUUGAGGCUCUGCAGGUAGCCCAAAACAUCUCUCAGAGCCCUUCUCUAUCCACUGUUUCCCCUCAGUCUCGGCUCAAGAAACCCAGCCCACGCCGCUGGAAUCUCAACCGUUCAUCCACAGCUAAAGAGAGAGAGCUGGCCUCCCCUGGAGACAGUGGUGUGUCCAAAAGCUCCCUAUACUCCCGGACGGGAUACAGUGAAGGUGAAAGCCCUUAUCUCCCCCAGGAUAUGGACCAUUCACUGGGCAUAGCGAGAGAAGAGAUUGUUGCCAAGGAAAAAGAAGUGCUGGAAUGGCAGAGAAAGUAUGAGGACAGUCAACAGGAACUUGAAGAGAUGAAGAGAAUAGUUACAGAGUAUGAGAAAACCAUUGCACAAAUGAUUGAUAUUAUUCACAACAAGACCGAAUAGCAGACACUAAUCUCUGAGUCAUAAACAUAUUUACAGAUACACAUACCACUUAAUCUGAUUGAUCUUGGGGAUUGGGGGGUUGUGGAUCAUUUCCAAGCACUGGCUCUCUUACCCUUCACUCCUCAACUUUUGCUCUUGUCUAAUUGUCUUUUACAACAUUAAAUUUUAAUGCUAUUUUUCUAUCCUUCCCCUAUAUUUUAGUCUUUAAUGUUAGAUAUAUAUUUGUGCUGUGAUAUAUAAUAGCUUGUUCAUACACUCUUGCUCACACAUUUGUUUGAGUUGUCAGCCCCAGCAGUAACAGUCUAUUUCUCACUCAGUUCAGCUUUACUUUUCUCCCCUUUUUCCACACCAAGUCUCUUUCUUGCUUAUUCGUUUUGCUUAUGUUAUUUAAUUAUUUCACCACUCACAGACUUUCUUUGAUGUAAAUCUGUGCUUUUGGGUUAUUUUAUCUUGUGACACCUCAGUGGAAGGAAGAGGAUUUCUUUUUAUAUCUCUAACACACUUUCUCCCACAUAUCACUCCCAGCUGGCUUGUUUUAACACAAUCCCUUCUUUCUGUUUGCCUCCCUCCUUUGCCCAUAAAUACCUGAUAAACCAAUCAGGCAUGCCUGGUAAGUAACAAAAGGACUCUUCUUUUUGCCUGUUUGUUUGGCGCCCAAAUACAUCUGGUAGAUCGGGCAAGGUGGAGUCUCUCCAUGCUUGUCUCCUUAUGUGUUUACAUCUCUCUCUCUCCCCCCCCCCCCCCAUUUCUGAAUGUUUAGCUGUUUGUGAUUUCAAAUCCAGGGCAUACUACUCACAUUUCCAGUCCAGACAUGUUAAGGAAACAUAAAACAUAAGGACCAUACUUGACAUGUGCAAUUUUGGAUGUUUCAUAUUCUUCCUGUCUCUCACGAAACUUAGAAGUGGUCCAUAAUUCUUGUGAUAUCAUAGAGUCAGAAGUAUUUCUGAAAGAGUCUCUUGUGUAAAGGGAAGUCAAAUGAUCCUCUGUGGUGGUCUCAUCUGUCUCCCUGUGUCUCUUUGGUUGCCCAUCAUUUAUUGUGUGUCUCGUCUGCAUGCUUCACAGGGGAAAUGCGGUUCAACAGAAUGUCAUCAAAUAUUAGUGAUCAUCAUUAAUGAUCCAAUGCAUAUCAUAUUUUCCAAUUCUGAAUCCAUUUAUAGUGUCUCUAUUGCUGGCCUUCCGUUUGUCUACUCAGUGGGGAUUUGACUGUGUGGAAUUGAGUGUGACUGUGUGUGUGAUAAUUAAUUAUUUAUGACAUUUAGCAGUACUUUUUCACAUCAUUGUCAGUAUUAUGACAUUAAAGCAGGGUUGGCAGCGGUCUCAUCUGUGUGUGUGUGUGUGUGUGUGUGUGUGUGUGUGUGUGUGUGUGUGUGUGUGUGUGUGUGUGUGCGCGUGCGUAUGUACGUA
This is a messenger RNA of Ictalurus punctatus (channel catfish), 11127 nucleotides long. It is a transcript of the gene tacc2, whose product is annotated as transforming, acidic coiled-coil containing protein 2. Bases 235 to 9723 code for a protein of 3162 amino acids. Gene Ontology annotation, cellular component: cytoplasm. Gene Ontology annotation, biological process: cell population proliferation; cerebral cortex development; mitotic spindle organization. NCBI's taxonomy places the organism in Eukaryota, Metazoa, Chordata, Actinopteri, Siluriformes, Ictaluridae. The record is from RefSeq and is a predicted model, not a curated record. The transcript is spliced from 17 exons.